Molecule: messenger RNA, 1090 nt
Organism: Cryptococcus amylolentus CBS 6039
Lineage: Eukaryota; Fungi; Basidiomycota; Tremellomycetes; Tremellales; Cryptococcaceae
Exons: 6
Coding region: 547-1023 (158 amino acids)
Source: RefSeq, a predicted model, not a curated record
AAAGAGGCCUGCACACAGCACUACACAGCUCAGCGCGACGGCUGGUCACCAAAGAAUAAACACAACAACGCACCUCUGCAGCCAACAACACAGAUCACCUGAGAGCUCUGAACCACCGAGACCGUAUAAUCACUGUACGCCUCGGAACUCGCACUUUCGACUUCUUCUUCUUUCACCUGCAGCCCCUUCCCUCCGCUUCCUUACAAGAUCACGCUUGGCAAACGCCUACACUCCGCACCUACGAUUCCGGUACACCAAGAAAAGUAGACGCUAGACUCGCCCCAAGCAACAAGAAACAAGAGAGACUCGAGCCAGCAUGGACCCCAUGAGUAACAUGAUGAUGAUGGUGCGUGUCCUUCCCCAGUAGGCUGUUGCUGAGGUGCUGGGUGGCGAAUCCAUCCCCUGUGAUUGGUCACGGUGGUCCGAACUGUCCGUGCUCGAGAAGACAUGGGCAGCGCGCGUCCAAGUGAUUGUCUGGCCACUUUUGUCAUUGUUCUCCCUCCUUUCGUCACACUUUGACCACCCGUCUUGUUCACACCCAGCACCAUGUCCACCGUACCCUACUCUCGUCCCAGAACAGGCGCUGAUAUUGCUCGCGAAUCGAUGUCUCACCCGGCCAAUGCCUCUCUUGGCUACAACAACCUCUCCUUUCCUACACCUGCAAACUCCUCCCUCGCCUACAUGUCUGCUCACAAACCGCACGAUAUUUACGACUUGCAGGGGCAAGGUGGGAUGGGCAUGAACCCUAUGAUGGGUAUGAAUCCCAUGAUGUCGAUGAUGGGCGGACCCAUGGGAAUGGGAAUGGGCGGGAUGGGUAUGGGUGGUAUGAUGGGAAUGGGUGGUUAUGGAAUGAUGGGCGGCGGCCUCGGAUCUGGUGCUUACGGGAUGCCAAGGUAUCCCGCUGGCGGUAUGUUCGGAGACUAUGGCAUGGGUAUGGGAGCGAUGCCGGGAGGGAUGAUGGGUGGCAUGGGGGCUGGUAUGGGGGGAUACGGAAUGAACGUGGGAAUGCCGUAUGGAUAUUAAAAGCUGAGAAUGGAGCUGAAAAGAGGAACUGCAUAGUAGGAGUGAGCGACAUGUACAUUAUUGUCCA